This is a messenger RNA of Photinus pyralis (common eastern firefly), 1188 nucleotides long. RefSeq names its product phosphatidate cytidylyltransferase, mitochondrial. Gene Ontology annotation, molecular function: phosphatidate cytidylyltransferase activity. The record is from RefSeq and is a predicted model, not a curated record. The transcript has a single exon. The coding region runs from base 125 to 1141 and encodes 338 amino acids. NCBI's taxonomy places the organism in Eukaryota, Metazoa, Arthropoda, Insecta, Coleoptera, Lampyridae. Gene Ontology annotation, biological process: cardiolipin biosynthetic process; CDP-diacylglycerol biosynthetic process. Gene Ontology annotation, cellular component: mitochondrion.
UUCCUUUUAAUUUUACUAUAUUUUCCAUCUUUUUGUGUGAAACCUGGUCCAUUAAUGUCCACAGAUUACCCGGCUUAUGUACAAUCACCAUGUUUUUAUUCGAGUCUAAUUUUAAGGUUAUCCAAUGGCCACAAUAAAGUCGCUAGUAGUACCCCCAUUGUACUCGAAAAUUCUUUCAAAUUUCCCUUCAAACUUCUCUUUUUGUUUUGCUUAUGGUUCCGGUGUUAAGAAGCAAACCGAUAAUGUGGGCCCCACGCCAAAUUCGAACGUAAUCGACUUGGUGUUCUGUGUGGAUAACGCGUACGAAUGGCACGAGAGAAAUUUACAGCUUAACAAAUGGCAUUACAGUGGUUUGAAGUAUCUCGGACACCACAACAUCACGAAAUUUCAGCGAGGCUAUGGCGCCAAAGUUUAUUUCAACACGCUAAUCCCAUUGGAAGAGGUUACAAUUAAGUACGGAGUUGUCUCGAGGCAGGACUUAAUCACCGAUCUACUGGAGUGGUCCGAUUUGUAUUUAGCCGGUCGCUUGCAUAAACCUGUCGAAAUUGUAAUUCAUCCCACCUCAUCCGAGCUGCAGACGGCGAUUCAAUUGAAUUUGCAGUCGGCGGUGCAUGCCUCGCUACUGAUCUUGCCCGAAACCUUUACGGAGUAUCAAUUCUAUCAUACUGUCGCGAAUUUAAGUUACGCCGGCGAUUUUCGAAUGAUAUUCGGAGAAAAUAAGCAGAAGGUCGACAACAUCGUUCGACCACAACUGCUCAAAUUUAGAGAUCUCUACAAACCGUUUCUGAAGAACUUGCACGAUUACGUAGAUUUUCCCGUGGAUACUGUGAGCGAAACGGAGACCGUCAAGUGUCUCCAGGAUGUUGGUCCCUUAAGUCGACUUCACCACUUAAACCAGUUACCGAGGUGGCCGCAGAAGGCGCUGACUAAAUUUUGGAAUCGAGGCACCGUGAGGCAGGAUACAGAAGAUGUUCUACGUGCGAUCGCUUACGAUCCCGACUGUAAUCUAAUCGUAAAUAAGUGCGUUAACGGAAUCGUUUGGCAGUCUUCUAUCAGUCAAAGUUUGAAGAGUGCUCUAACUGCGGGUGUUGUUAAAAGUUUGCGAUAUAGCGCUAAGAAAAUUACAAAAAUGUUAAGAUAAUUUGUAAAUUUCAUUGCUAGUGUAAUAAUAAAUCUAUUUCCAUGUUA